AUGCGAUGGAGAGGGGAUGAGGUAGCUCAGGCUCGCACAAUAAGAUCAUUUGCGAUGGGACAAACAAGGUUAGGGCUCGGUGGAGGGUGCGACAAUGGUGAGGUGGAGCGUGCGACAAUGGUGAGGUGGAGGAUGCUCGUGGUGGCCUUAAGGUUAGCUGAGUAUGGUGGCACAGAGGGCGAAGGUGGUGCGGGUCAUUUUGAUAGGUUGCAGCGAGGGGAUUGA
Molecule: messenger RNA, 225 nt
Organism: Sphenostylis stenocarpa
Lineage: Eukaryota; Viridiplantae; Streptophyta; Magnoliopsida; Fabales; Fabaceae
Source: the annotation of a GenBank genome assembly